Messenger RNA from Anopheles funestus (African malaria mosquito), 8762 nucleotides. RefSeq lists its product as uncharacterized. Gene Ontology annotation, molecular function: protein binding. Bases 1052 to 8035 code for a protein of 2327 amino acids. NCBI's taxonomy places the organism in Eukaryota, Metazoa, Arthropoda, Insecta, Diptera, Culicidae. The record is from RefSeq and is a predicted model, not a curated record. The transcript is spliced from 14 exons. Gene Ontology annotation, biological process: nervous system development; neurogenesis.
CACUCUACCUCAUGUGAAGAAGCAUUUUCUGCAUCAUUGCAUCCUUAAGGAUUCCUUCUCGUCUGAAACCAUUUUCCCGCCACUGUCCUUUUCAUUUUCCAAUGCGACAAAUUCCACGUUUGUACCGUAAAAAUAACAUUACAUUACCGCGUUCUAUCUCAAUUACACACGCCGGCUGCCAGGGGGUUUUCUUGCAUUGCAAUCAAACCGGAUCCAAUUUGACCCUGGAAUAGUCCUCGAACGUUGGAUUCCAAAAUUUCUGUUCACGGAUGAGUGGAGUAGGGGGAAAUGAUAUUUCCAUGAGAUGGCAUUUUGUUUAACAUUCGAAAAAUGGAGAAAAAGAAUGGAAUGAUCGCCGGAAGCGAUUGGAUAAUCUGGCACGAUAAACGUAAAAUAGCUUGUCCGAAGACCGACCCAAUAAGGAUGUCAGAGCGUAAAGGAAGCUUCUUGCAAAGGAAAAAUCAACUGAGCGUCUUAUUUAAAAUUCAACCGACCAUACUCAAUCCAACCUAAGCGAUUCGACUUACGGACAGGAAAAGGUUUGCCUCUAAGGAAACAUGAUAACAUGCCGAGCUGUCGAGUGGCCAUCAAAUCUCAUAUCCUCUUUUUUGUUGUUUUCGGAAAAGAAGCUGUAAGUGGAUGAAUUCAGUUUGAGUGGGUUUUGUGAGUGAAAAAGAAAACAAAGUUCUGCAAAACAACAACAUCAAAGUAAAGUUCAACUUGGAUGAUGUGUGCGGUGUGAUUUAUAAAGGCAAAAGACGUGCUAGUGCUUGUUGAAUUGAUCAUGGUUAGUGCUUGUGGAUAGCAAGAUGUUUAGAAUUCGAUGUUUAUUUGAGAAUGUUGGUGAUUUAAAAAAUGACUAUCUGAGUGAAUAAAAAUGUGUUGUGCUGUUAGGUUCUUCUAUUGCGCCCUAGUGAAAGUGUCCCUGUUUUAGCCCUUUUUUUAGAUCAAUUUUAAACUCGAAAGGUUCGUCAGGGGUGUUUGCUAUCUUCAAUUUCAACAUCGGUGAAAUGUGUAGUUCGGUGAGAAAGUGUAAUUGUGCACCGAUCAGAUGAUAGCGAACGAAAGUGGAAAAGCGGUGGCAAACGCACCACCGAAAACGCUCGCAUCAACGGGCGAACGUACCGUAGGUGUCCCUCGGGACUCGUCGGGUUCAAGCUCGUCGGAAAUCAACACGGGAACGGUCAAGCGGAGACCAACCUCACUAGAGGCGAAGGAGAAAACACCCUCACCAACGGGUGCCGACAGCAGGCGAAUCGAACAGUCCAACACAAAGGAAUCCCUGCUGCAAGAUGAAAAACAUCAGGAAAAAGCAAAGCACCUUGUUCCAUGGCAAGGGUCGCACAGUGAGAAUGAUUCCGUUGCGCUUAAGGAGGGUUCGAAAAAAUCUCCCGACCAUCCAACCAUCAGUCCGGAGGCAAUCAAAUCUUCCACUGCGGCCGGUAGUGUCGGCAAUUCAGCACACGCUCAACAAACGACUAUAGACAGAAGGAAAACAUUGACCGAAACCAAGAUACCCGCUACCAAGACGACGCGGUUGGACGAGAGGUUGAAAUCCAAACUCAAACCGCCGAGCGUUCUACAAAGAGCAUCAAACUUUACGUCUUCCAAGGGUGAUACAAAGAGUUCCCCCGGAAUGAAGAGUAGCAGUACAACGACAACCGGAGCCGUUGGUGGUGGUCAGAAGGAGAAGAAGGUAAGCUCUCCCCCGUCUAGUGCGUCCGAAUCGACCGCUUCCUCUGUGCGGUCCCAGAAGAAAGUUUCAUUCAUUCCAAACCUCUCGAUGAGUUCCGCGACGGUGUCAACACCUGGUGGAAACAUUCGUACCAGCGCUGUCAAAACGAUCCUACGCACUCGAGCGCAACAGCAAUCACAACAGCAGCAGCACGGUGACAGUACGGUAGAGUACAAGGAACUGUAUCGUGAUUAUCCUCUACCUUUGCCACCAUAUCGAGAACCUCCACCGGCGCCUCCCGUUUCCACCAAUGUGGGAACCAUCGGGAAGCAGCGUUCCGAGCCGAAACAGAUGCACGAGGAACAACAACAGUUCGUACCGGAGCCGACCAAAAAUGAAGAUGUCAGCACGGUCGUACGCUCGAAACUGAAGGGCUUCGGAUUAGGUAAGCUGAUAUCAUCCCACAGCGGUCAGGAACGACGGAACACUAACAAUUACGUCACCUUGCCACCGUCACCGAAAGCGACAGCUAAAACAAUGUCUUCCAAAGGUGGUGCGUGCGUUGGAGGAGACCUGCCGGCUAUUCCGCAGGCUUCUCCAAUGACGCUUCCGACAGCAUCCGGUGGCGGACAGGAGAAACCGCGUCAACCGUCCCCGGAUGAUAUACUAUCGAAGCCCGAGUUUAGCUCCUCACUGUUCAAGAACAUUCCCGUGCGGCAAAAGAAGGGCACAGUACCACAUCUGGAGAAUUACUGUCUGUUCGAUCCGUCGGUAGAUUUUUUCAACGAAAAGGAACACAAAAUGCGCGCUAUCCCGGAAACAGUCGAACUGGCGGAUCAGGUGUUAUAUCAGGAUCAUCUGAUCUACGAUGCAGUAGUUGAUCGAGAUUCGGACAACUAUUUCACCAUCGAGCCAGAAUCACUUGAGAUUGAAGUUAAGAAUAGACUUUCGUUGGAAAAGGUGGAGGAAAAGAUCGACGAGAUCUUCAACCAAACUCGCACGGCAUCGUCUUCCUCGACGAGUUCGACCAGCGGAUCGAGUCCGGACUAUCCGUCCAUGUUUAAUUCCGUGAUUGAGACGCCCUCCUCCAAUCUCGAGUCAACCGACGAGAGUGACUACGGGUUCCGCAAUAGGCUGAUGGAGAAUUUAAAGGUGCUAGUAGUUCCAAAAUCUAUUUCCGGUUCGAUACCGGAUGAGAAUGCAGAGGUGGAAGAUAUUCCCAAUGAAGAAGCCGAACUGGAGGACAUAGCUACCAAUGAUCCAAAAAAAUCUCCCUCUUCGUCGUCCGUAUAUUACGGGGUAGUGUUAAAGUCAGGUCCUGUCACCUCACGGCUCGAGCGAGUUCAUCAGCAGCAAUCAGUGUCGCUACCGAAUUCACCCCUCAUUCAGCACCGUCUACAGCAGCAGUCUUUGAAGCAGCACCGAAAAUGUGAUGAAUCAUCAUCGUCUUCCUCUUCGGCCACCGUAUCACCACCGGCCGCAUUACACAGUGCUUCCAGCGAAGGAACCACUACCACUGCCACUGCCGGCGGAACGCUUCUCCGACAGAACACCUUCACUUGUUCCAGCAGCGCUCUUGUAACACCGGUCGGUGAAAGCAUUACCACCUCCACAGCGCAAGCCCAGGGGACACCGAAGGCAAUCAACACCUUACCCGCAGCGUCUUCUUCCAUCACCGAGCAGGACAAAAUGUCCGCUCAGAAGAUGGCAAAAAUGAAAUCCGUUACGAGUGUCAUCGCCGGAAGUGUGUCUGGUACGGGUGGUACAGGAAAGGUGGCUAAUUUUCUUCCCCUGCUACGCAGCACGUUUGCUCUAGAUCCGCUCAAGUCGAGCUUUUCACUGCCUCAACUUCCAACCGGCGUUAGUGGUGCGAACGGAGGUGGUCGUGUUAGUUCGUGCGGUAAUACCGGUACCGGUGCUAUCAGUAAGGUGCAAUCGACGGUAGCAGCCAGCACACAGCAGCCACGUAAUGGUUCUCUCGAUUCAACACCGUUGUUCAACCGUUUGCGGAAACGGGAACGACCGCUUUCGAACCAUAGUGAUGCCGAUAGUGGAUUCCUGAGCCCUGCUACACCACCCGAUUCGAACGGUGCGUCCAUCCUAGCCGCUUGUGAUGAAGUGAUAGAUCAAGCCGCGCAAGGUGUUGGAACAGCGCAAACGACCUCGGAUGCAGUUGUUCUGGAGCAGUGUGACAGCAUCCAGGAGCUGAUACAGAUCUAUACCGACUGGGCCAACUAUUAUCUGGAACGGGCAAAGUCGAAAAGGAAGGUAUCCGACCUGUCCGCCGACUGUCGCGAUGGGUUACUGCUGGCAGAGGUAAUCGAAGCCGUCACCACCUUCAAAGUACCUGAUUUGGUGAAAAAACCAAAAACUCCUCAACACAUGUACGAUAACGUGAACUCGUGCCUCACGGUUCUAAAAUUGCAUCAGGUUGGCGGGUUAGAAUCGGUCACUCCGAAUGAUAUCUGCAGCGGACGGUUAAAGGCUGUGCUGUCGCUCUUCUUCGCUUUGAGUCGUUACAAACAAGCGACGAAGCAGAAAUCCUCCCUACAGCUACAACCACCGCAACUGCAGCAACAGCAGCAACAACAACAGCAACUACCACAGCAACAUCAAACGAAAGUAGAAAUCCAUGCCGUCCCUGCUGAAAUGACGAAUCGACAACUUCCGGUGCCGUACGCUAAGGCGGGCGUUAAUGGCGGCACAGCGAUACCACUGCCGGCUACCGUGCUGGUCACGAGAAGAUGUCCACCGGACAAAGUGCGUCCACUGCCACCGACACCGAACCAACAGACGGGACUACACGGUGGGUUGCAGAAGCAUACGCUUGGCGCCGGUGGCAUCAACAACAGUACACCCUCCGAUGGCAAUAGCUGCCCUGGGAGCCCGCAGCAUCACAACGGCACGGCGAUAAUCACACAAAUCCCGAAGGGAAACAAUAGCCUACGCCUUCCACAGGCAACAAACUGUAAAAUUCCAGCUAGCCCCUACUCUGCCUCGAACACGUUGCAGCACAACAAUCAUCAUAACAAUAAUAACAACACUAUCACGCUAAUUCCGAAUGGUAACGUGACGAACAUUCCCACCAAUCCGGCACAACAGCAACAACAGCACCAGAAACACUCGAUGCUGGACAAGUUCAAGCUGUUCAACAGCAAGGAAAAGCAGGACCGCGCUGCCCAGAAGUCACAGAUCUCCAAGCGUACCAGUUCGAGCAGUGGAUUCUCUUCGGCCCGCAGUGAACGAAGCGAUUCCAGCCUCAGCCUGGACAAUGGACACCACCAGGGAACGCUACAACCAACAGUCGUCCCGACGUCGGCCAUACCGGGCGCAAAGAUCAAAGAGUCCGGUCUGAAGAAGCUUGACUCGAGCGCAAAGUCAUCGCCAUCGCCCGCGAUGAGCGCAUCCACCAAAUCGUCCUCCAAACUCAUAUCAUCCAAAUCGAGCUCGAAAGAAUCGUCCAAGGCGGCGGCCAAGGCUGCUGCUGCUGCGGAAAAGCAACGGCACAAGGAUCCGGGUGGAGUGCAGGACUCACCCCAAACGCACAUUCCGCUCGCACCCCAGAAGGCGCAGAAAAUUCCGAUGGCGACAACCGUGACGACGACCUCGCUGGCGACGGCUGCUGUCGGUGCGUCGGCGAUGGCAUCGACGAAGGUGCAAGCGCAAGAUUCGUCCCGUCUCAAACUUGCCUCCGUGGGUAGCGCCGGUCGAAAACUGGACGCCAAAUCUGAAAGUAAAACUAGUUUACUCCAGUCCCAGAUGCUGGUCCCACAGUCCCCGAAAACGAUGGUGCCUCCGCAACAAAUGCAGCACCAGCAGCAGCAGCAGCAACAGAUGCAACAGUCAGCAGUUGGCACCGGUAUUCCGAAACCGAUGGCCGCAAUCAAGGGAACGAGCAAACCGCCACAGCUGCUCACACCGACCGGUGGCAGUGGGAAGGAAGAACUAACCGUGUGUAAGCCGAUCGUCGGUGCAAUCGUACAGCCGCAGGUGCCAAACAACAACAACGCCAACGGCGCGAUCAGUCUCAGUGGAAACAACAACACCAUGAUGGGUCAGCUUCUUCAGCAGCAGCAGCAGCAACAGCAGCUGAUCGCGAAUGGCGCUAGUAACGGUGGCGGUAUGUCCGACAGUAUGCAUUCGAACUCCACGCAAGGUGCUUCGAUGGGUCAACAUUCGACCAACUCGAGCGAAACGUCCAGUGUGGUUGCGUACCGUCCCAGCUCAGAGUCAGGCUCGGAACACCUUCUCCAAUCACCUCAGAAACUGCAUCCAAGCAAUGGUGCAGCGGGUCCGCUACUGUACGGUGGUCAACCGGAUGUGAAUCUCAACAGUAGUAACAACGGUAGUAGCAGUCCGGGCGCCGGACACGUCUUCCACAAUGGCAACGGCAAUCUGCAUCACAGCAAUAACAACCACAGCAACUCCAAUACCGCCAACAACAACAAUAACCUCAACAAGUUCCACACCGUACCGACGAAGAUGCUCAACACGGGUAGUCCUCUCGGCGCAAACCAGACAACGAUCUACGAGCAGGAAGAAAAGCAAAUCACCGUGCUUCCGAUGCGACCGCUACUUCGCGGGUACAACAGUCACGUCACGUUGCCCACUCGCGGUACCCGUGGACAUCAUCCUCAUCAUCCGCAUGUCCACCAUCACCAGCUGAUGACGGCUGAUUACUGUGAAGAUUUCAACGGUCAGGGUGGCGGUUACUGUAGCGAUGGUGACGCACUGCGUAAGAUCCCGGCUCGCUAUUCGGACAACAUCGACAACGGUUACCUUUCCGAGGGUGGUGGUAGUGCCAGCAUCCUGACAAGUGCAGGCCGUCAGCAGCACGCAUCCUACAUAAGUUCGCUGCGGGCCCGCACCCAACUUCCGACGACCAUCGAAGAACGAUGUCGUAGCAGCCGUGGCGAUCAUCUGGACAGUGUGGGAACGAACCCACCUGCAAUGGAGCACUCACAUGUGAACGGCAAGAGCAGCGCACGUCAUAGCAGCGGAAGUUCGAUUGGGCCGAACGGGCGCGAGUACUGGGGCAAGCUGCCGGAACCGUCGCCGAUCGGGCAUGGUAGCAACGGGGGCACCAACAGCCAGCACAGCUCGCAACCACCGAGCCCGACCGCUUCACGCAAGGACAAGACCGGCUCGAGUCCCGGCCAGUCGCGUCGAAGCGCACCAUCUUCGAAGGGUGGCUCGAGCCGUACCAAGGCGGCCGGUGUCCCGCAGAGCUUCGGCUAUAUUAAGCGCACGAACGGAGGCGGUGGCUCCAGCAUGCCGGGCAUAGAUCCACAUCAGCAGCAGCAACAACAGCAACAGGGACAAAAUCUGCUUACCGGUGGACGAACGGCACACGUUUCGGCUGUACCAAGAUCCAGCAAGCUGAAGGUGUCCGGUGGCACGCAAACUACCACCGCUGACUUCCAAGCUAAAGUCCAGCAACACCCGCAGUAUCGAAGCUUCUCGCUCACGGGACCCGGUGCGGCACAGCUUAGCCAGUCGGUGAAAGAAAGGUUUGGCUCCGGAACGCACAGUUUACCUAAGCCCGGUCUAGAUAUGCAUGUCUUCCAACAUAGAAUGUCCAAUCGCGCCUCCGCCAAGCUUACCGAUGGUAGCCUCUCCGACACGCAGACAUAUGCGGAGGUAAAGCCCGACUACGGUUCGUACGCCAUGUGGCUGAAACACUCGAACACGGCCAGCAGCCGGCUGUCGGAAGGUGACACACUGGAUGCGAUCUCGCUCGGCACUGCACCAUCGGCCGCGGUGGCAGCGGUGACCGGUUCACCCGGUUCCGUCACCAGACCGCACAAGCUGCUGCAUCAUACGCGCGGUGAAACACAGCAGCCCCAUCUACAUCAACAGUCCGCCACCACGAACAGUCCGCGUCUGAACCGUAGUAACAGCAUCAGCUAUCUGAAAGAAAGGACCUACCCCAGAUCGACCAAAUCGGAGAAAAUGUAUCCCUCGAUGUUGAGCCGCGGCCCGGACGUGGAAAUUGAACCGUACUAUUGUCUUCCCGUCGGUACCGUUGUACAUGCGGCCAACGGAGGCAUGGUACCGUGGAGUCAACCGACCUCUCCGACUCCGCCGGCCCGCGGAUUUGGUGGGUUGCUUUCACCGACCCAUACCGGUAGUGGCGGCGGUAGCCGAUUAACCUAUCCGAAGAAGAACGAUGAAGUGCACGGUAGCCAGGCGUCGCUACUUUCGGGUGGUUCAUCCUUAUACGGUUCGACCGAGGAACGGCAGGCGGGAGAAGUGCGUCGCCUAAAGCGCGAACUAACCGACGCCCGGGACCAAGUCAUGAGUCUUUCCAGUCAGCUGUCAACAAACGUGAGUAUUUGCCCGCUGGUUGCAUUGAAUUGAAACUGUGAGCCUUUUUACUCAGCAUAUGGGGUGGGUAAGUGUUUAUGAGAUAGCUCCAAUGAGAAGUGGCAUACAAUUUUUCUUCCGAUCGAUAAUUGAGAUAUUUUAUACAUAUUUAUACGACUGUAAAGUCAGCAAAAUCGUGCCUGCUUAUGAAUGCUGAAAGCAAAUAGACUUGCUUCUAAAAUAUGUUCAACUGCCAGUGUUAGUAUGUUGAAAUGCGGGUAUCAAUGGGCGUGCAUCUAUGAGUACAGCAUAUAUCAAAGUUUAAUUCGCAUGAAUGAAUUAAUGCUGCUUCAAUCUCCAUUUAAUAAGGGCAUUUAAUGCCCAACAAAACAAUAGAAAAGUUUUUCGACUAGUCGAAUGAUUUUCUGAUUGAUUCACUCAUCAACCGAAACACCACCCUUAAACUGUGUUGCAUUUCUUUUUCACACAUCUCACACAGCUUGUUUACCGUUAACCUGAUACCCAUUUUCCGACACAAAAACCAUCGCUUUACACCACUUUCUCCGUAGCAAAUUGUGCGUUCGGUGGUGCGCCAUUCUUCUGUAGGACCGAUCGGGCGGUAGCAUAGAAAUAAUCUGCCAGCAUAACAAAACUGCCUCGAUCGCAACAGUGUACCGCGACCCCGUGGUGCGAGUGUGUGUCACGAGGGCGAGCAUGAACUGUACGGCCCGCAGGCCCACCCUGCUGCUGGUACACACAGCUUCUCGUUUCGCUACCGUAU